Larimichthys crocea (large yellow croaker) is the source of this 2824-nucleotide messenger RNA. RefSeq names its product ring finger protein 141 (gene rnf141). The record is from RefSeq and is a predicted model, not a curated record. Gene Ontology annotation, biological process: protein autoubiquitination. Gene Ontology annotation, molecular function: ubiquitin-protein transferase activity. The transcript is spliced from 6 exons. Lineage: Eukaryota; Metazoa; Chordata; Actinopteri; Sciaenidae. The coding region runs from base 189 to 875 and encodes 228 amino acids.
CAAAGCGACACACUGCGACGUCAUCCAAAGGCGCCCGUGUUGUGUCAACACACCUGUGUCGGAUCCUGACCGCGGAGCUCGUGCUGAAGUCCGGACGCUGCCUCGCGCCUCUCACGUAGACUGUCCGGCUCUGCAGAACUGAAUGAGCCCUCUGCCAGUGCAGUUUGGUAAGUGCUGCUGCUGCCGAGAUGGGCCAGCAGUUCUCAGGUCAGUCAGUUUUGCCUCAUCUGCCUGAGAAACUGGUGAAACAUGUUGGACUGGUGCGGGACAGCGGCUAUCUCACCUACGAGGAGUUUUUGGCAAGAGUGGCUGAACUUAACGACGUUACGGCCAAGCUAGCUGCUGGACAGCAGAAGCACCUGCUGUUUGAGGUGCAGCCAGGAUCCGAUGCCACAGCCUUGUGGAAGGUGGCCGUCAGGGUCCUCUGUACCAAGAUCAACAAAGAGAACGGCAUGGUCGAAGUAUCACGUAUAAUGAACCUCUACCAGUUUAUUCAGUUAUAUCGAGACAUCACCAGCCAGGCUGCUGAAGUUCUGUGUGCAGAGGGCGCCACGGAGGGCCCGUCUGCACAGCUCCCCUCCACGGACUCCUGCCAGGCCAGCAUGUGGAUGGGCAGGGUGAAGCAGCUGACCGAUGAGGAGGAGUGCUGUAUCUGCAUGGACGGAAAGGCCGACCUCAUUCUGCCCUGCGCACACAGCUUCUGUCAGAAGUGCAUUGAUAAAUGGAGUGGGCAGAGCCGAAACUGUCCGAUAUGUCGCCUGCAAGUCACUGCUGCCAAUGAAUCGUGGGUAAUGUCUGAUUUCCCCACGGAGGAAGAGAUAGUCGACUCCAUCCUCAAUUUGGCUGAUGAGGCAGGCCACCCACACAGGCCUUAACACACGCUGAGCCAAUUAGACGACAGGGGAAAUCGUAGACCUUACAUGUUGCAACACAAAAUGUCACUUUCACUGAGGAGGAGAAUUUUAAUCCCCCUAAAAUGCUAACAUCCAAACGAAACCAGCAGUUUUCUGCUCCUUAUGUUCUUAGUGACAGGGUUGGGGAAUGAAACAUGUUUCUUUUUAAGUCCUAAAAAAAUCCCAGGAUGCUCUAUGUAACCCAAGUAUUGUAGAUGUGGUGCUUUAUGGGAACUGUGUGUUAAUACGUUAAGUAUAUGUAUAUUAUUAUCUAUUAAUAUAGCACACAGAAUGACCUAAAGUACAGUAAUAUGUGAGUUCAUUUAACUACCAUGGAAGGAUCCAAGUUGAAGUUGCCUUUCAUGUUAAAAUGAACGGGACUGAAGAGGAGACGAACUGAGGUCAGCCCUCGUAUGCAGAGAGGGUUGUUCAGACUCAUAUAUUCCUAUUAGUACAUUUAAAUAAAUAGCUAGACAUUUUGUUGGGGGGAAAGCUUAUCUGCUUUCUGGCAGAGAGUUUCUGGCAGACCACCACCUGGUUAGCCUAGCUUAGAACAAAGAUUUGAAACAGAGGGAAAUCUGCUGUCCUGACUCCAAACCAAACUUAUUUGACAUAUAUAAAGCUAUUCUGUAGUCUGUGUAAUGUAGCCCUGCAUGUUUAUAUCCCACAUGACAUGCCUUAUGAGCCAUGUUAUGUGAACCUGUUCUUCUGAUCUACUUCAGAACCCAGCUACUGACCUUACCAUCUUUUGGGUGUACAGGACUAACUCUUUUUAUAUGAUUUUAAUGACAUAGCUUGCUGUGGUGUCUUCUUCACAGUUGGAAAUAACCACUAUUUGUCAUCUCUGCUGGUUUAAUCUUUUUACUUAUUAUAUAUUAUAUAUUAUAUAUAUUUUAAUGACUAUAAUUUUAUUAAGGUUAUUCUGAACUGAUUGCUGUAGAAGUACUGUAGUUUACACUUCCAAAACAGCCAGUCUUGUCCGUGUGUUGCUCCGCUUUGUCAUGCCUAUAUCUAAGAUAACUGAUUCAUGAGACAGGCAGCUUUUAAGUUACAAAUGAACUUAUGUUAAAGUUUAAAUCACAGAAUAGUUUUAUUUCAAGUAAGUAUUUCUGGUCGGGUUUCUAGAUCUCCUAGAUCACAGGCAACACUUUGAGUUGGCUGGUUGUGAUUUAUGAGAAGUGGAUCUAGCUGAAAAAUAUUUGUGAAAUAAAAUGUGAAAAUGUAUUGAGCUUAAUUUUUCUUUUCAGCGAUAAAUUUCUAUUUAAUUUAAAUUGAAUUCAUUAUCUAAAGUUGUAAUGAUAUGAUCAUUACAUUUAGCAAGUUCAGUUAUUUUUGCAUUUAAUUAAAUUUGGGUAGUUAAACAGAUUUUUCCAAAUAUGAAAUUUAACGACUGACAUGAUUUAAGUUUUUCGUCCUGAAUUGAUAUUUGCUGAAUGUUCAUUAAAUAUACCAUAAACAUGUGAAUUUUAAUUUGACCAAAAGUCAUUUUUGGUUGUCGAUGCUGACAAAUCUCACCUUGAAACCUCACUGUAGCUUUCUUUGUGAUUUUGCACUACAACAACAGAUGAUUUUAUCUCUGUGGUGUAAAAUAUUAUCUGAUGCUGUAAUGUGAGACCAGGCACAACCAAAAAUGUGCUGCAGUUGGAAACUUUCUUAACUAAAUUUAAGAGGAGUUGGCUGUAUCUCUGCACGAUCCAUUCAAAAUGUAUAAAACAAAGUUGUAAAAGGAUCUAUUUAAUAUGAUAUAAGAAUGAGAAAAUGCUCCAUGUGGUUCCAAGGCCACUUUUCUUUUCUAGAUUACUGUAAAACAUCUGGUCCUACAUACAUGCACAUUGUGUGUAACUUAGCUAAUUCAGUGGAAAGAGGUGUGUUGAUUCCUGCUGCAUUGUCCUUAAUAAAGAGAUACUCACUUUUUGCACUUUAUGACUUUU